GGAAGCGCCACACGUUAAAACCAACGCACGGCUCACCGAAUAGCUGCAGUCCGUGCACAGGCAGUGGCUCCGGCAAUGGUUCGUUUGGUUUAACCGGGGCGACCAACUUACAGCCUCGCGUCGGACACCGGGAGGGGUCGACUCUAAAGUUCAGGCUUCGCUGUCACUCGGUCGGUUUACAACAAUGUUGAGCAGCGUUGCUCUGCGGGCUCAGGUUGCGUCCAUAAUCGAUGCCCUGUCCAAAGCAGCCGUGGCAGAGAUCUCCAAAGUUGUGGAGGACGGUAUGGUGGUGCUGCGGCUGGAAAUGUGUCAGCGUGAAACCGAGAUCAAGAAGCUGAAGAGCAGCAUCGAGGUCCUUCACACCGAGCUGAGGGCAGCGCAGGACCGAGUGACCCUGCGACCCGACAACCACGGGAGAGAUGGUUGUCAGAGUAGCACUGGUGACGAGAGGACCUUGCUUGAAAAUGUACACACUGACAAGGACCACAACAGCCUGUCCAUACCCGAGGUCCAGGUUAAACCUGAACCUGUGGAACAGGGAUGUGAAGAGGCCAGAGGGCAGCCUGAUCGGCUUGGGGAAGAGCUGGGUCUGUACGAAGGGAAUGGUGGGCAGUGGAGAUCAGCAACGCAAAACGAGACAGGACACAACAACUCAGAUUUUUUAAACUUAGGGCAGAAUGCCCUCUCGUGUCUCCCUGAGUCUUCCAUGGACGCUGGCCUGGCUGUGCCUUGCAGCAGCUCCGGUGGGCUUCAGCAGAGCCCGUUCAGCCGUGGUUUGCUGGGCUACAGUCAGUAUCGUAACUUGUACAACACGGUGCGGAGGAGGACAGUGAAGAGGUUAAUGUUUAAGAAGGGCUUUAUCUGUCCAUAUUGCGGCAAAUGUUUUGAGCGUGCCGGGCACCUCGAGAGACACAAAAGGAUUCACACUGGUGAGAAGCCGUAUCGUUGUGAGAUAUGUGGGAGACGCUUCAAUCAGAAAUGCAGCCUCAAGGAGCACACAAAGAUUCACAGAAGGUCAGGUAUUCAGCCCCAAGCAGUUGAGGUUCAAGCAGGCGAACAGAAACAAAUCCCCGAGGUGAAUCCAUGCACUGAUACACUUCGCCCUGAGGAAGACAGCCAGAUGAAAGCGGAGGAUGGCCUACCUGAGAAAGAGGACAUUCUCCCAACACCUGUACAGAUAAAAUCUGAGCCUGCGGAGGAGAAUAUAGCACAACCCCUGUUUCACGGAGGAAAUGAGCAGACGAGGGAAGGAGGAGACAACCUCAGUGAGAACUUUACAGCAUUUGAGAGAGACAGCCAGCAGUGGAUAUCCCGAUUACAACCACAAAACAACACAGAGAUGAGCAGCGUAGAGUAUCUCAGCAGCUCAGCGCAGAAUAUGACUUCCUUCCCUGGUAUAGCUCAGUUACUCCCGGCACCAGUCGAAGCUUCUUGUAGCACCUUCUCCUUUCCAGGGCAACCUUAUGGAGACCUAAAAAACAGCAUGAUCUCCCAAACACCCUAUGGAUCGAUAGACACACACCUCAUAUCGAGUGAGACGGGCUUACAUGGUAUGGCGGAUGCCUCGCUGAAUCACCACCGACAGAGGAGAAACAGGUCUUUUCAGGUCAUCAAACCAAAGAAAUGCUUCGUGUGCUCAUACUGUGGCAAGGUCUUUGAGCGCGCUGGCCAUCUAGAAAGACAUUUACGAAUUCAUACUGGAGAGAAGCCGUAUGGAUGCCAUAUCUGCGGGAGGUGCUUCAAUCAGAAAAGUAGCCUGAAGGGCCACAUGAAGACGCACAGAAACGGGGAGAAUACAGAUGUGCUGGAGGCACAUCACCUGAUGUUUACAGCUCCUGAUAAUCAGCCGCUGGAGAACCUGGCAGAGCCUAAGACCGGACCCGCAGCUUUUGAGGAACAGGUACGAGGCAGCGAGGCAGGUGGUGAGCAAAAGGUAGUGGUAAAGGUGGAACCAAGUGGGGAGGAUUUUCAGACUCUAAGUCAGGCAGGUACUGAUAAUUCCACAGGAGCACCAGACCUAAGUCAGCUGUGGACAUCUGGGAUAGAGAAGAGUAGUGACGCCACGGAACAAACCGUCUGUGUACUUUUACAUGAUGUCAAGUAUCACAUCAGUCCUGCUGCUGGUGCAGCCAAUGAGCAGCAGGGAUAUACAUCACCAAUCAAGGAUCUGCCGUGUUUAGACAACAAAGAAAAGGAAGAAACGAUGCACCACGAUCAGUAUUCAGUGAUGGGAAUGCAAUCAAGCUCUGACAGGACUCUCACAUCUGAGCUACGAGAUCAGCAUAUCACACAAGAGGUGGAUGUGAAUAAUUACUGUGCAGUGAGUGACAGGACUCAGGAGGGAAUCGCGUUUGAAUUUAAUACGACGGCCUCAAUCAGCCAUGAGGACAACUGUGGCAGGGACACGGCCAGGCAAAACUGCUUUAUAUGCUCCAGCUGCGGACAGAGCUUUGAGAGUUUCAGUUUAUUUCAGCAGCACCAGUGCAAAAGUAUCUGCGAGCAGUCCUUCAGCUGUGAGAUAUGUGGUGAGAUUUUUAAUGAGAUGAGCAUCCUGAAACUGCACCUUAAACUGCAUGUAGAAUAAAAUCAUUUGUCAUGUGCACAGCAAGGAAAAAAUGCAGGGGUUACCACCAGGCUCCAUCCCAUUCAGCUUUAACAAAUGUUUCAUAUAAUGAAAAAAAAAAAUCACAAAAUCAUUGAUAUUUUGUGGAAUUUGGCUGAAUCAGUACAAAUGACAGGAUACGUCUUGCAGUUGCUGACUGCAUUGUAACAACCCACACCUUUAUGUGGAUUCUCAUCAGUGUACUAAAUCACAAAAACAUUAGUAUGCUUUGUUCAAUGCCUUGUUCUCCUGUUGAGGGGGUUGCAGUGAGGGUAUGUGGAGUUAAACUUUGUCAUGAAGUUGUUGAAAGCCUGCGUUGACAGUAUUCAUAUAUAUUGAAACAGCAUUGUCAUUUUAAUUCAGACCGAACAAACCCUGUUCUCGCACAACAAUGCACUGUAUACCUCAAAUUACCAUUGCCUUCAAAGCUGCAUGUGAUUACUGUAUGACUUGAUAGUAUUAGCACACUAUUCUGUUGGUUUGAUUUUUCAAAAGGCAAAUUUAAAGUAAACACUGUGAUUUUUUGGGUCAAGCCAAGAUUUCAAAUAUCCCAGACCUCCCACUGACCAAAACCUGGCAAUGUGGCAAUAGUUUUCUUGGAGAAUGGCAAGGGACUACAACAAGUUCAUGCUGAAUAAUAUGCAGGAAACUUGUGCUUCACUAAAGAAACGUGAAAUACCUCAGUGGUACACACAGUACCUGCAGUUAUGAAGAAUUUCGAGAAGUGAAGGAAUGUAAAGUUUCUCUUUGGUUAUGUUGUUACCUCUGAUAUUUAUUUUGUGGGUUGUAGUUUUGGAAAUUAUGCCACGGGUCAGCGACAAUAACACGUUUCACAGACAGUGUUAAGCUUCGGAGACUGUAAUAUGAAAAGCCGUUUGUCUGUUUGAGUGUUUGAGGGUCCUGAAUGAACAGUGCAGUUCUUAAUGGUUUGCAGCAGGUGGCUGGACGUGAAGAGGUCAUUAAAAUAGUGUGACAAAACUCAGAGUCAAGCUAAGCCCACAGAAAGAGCACCUGUCCAGGGCUGACAGGGUGACACAAUACCCUUUAUAGUACAGUGUGAUGAGUGCCUACAUUUUUCACAUGGGAAUGAAAUCCCUGACCCUGCCGCUGCAGUGUUACAGCCUUUCAUUCGUAGUGUUUUCAGUUUGCUUUAAUUCAGUGGUUUACUUUGCAAAAUCACUGAUCAAUAAAGACACACAACUGUAGCAUGAUUCACGGGAAUCACAUGAACUUUUACAGUAACAGUUUAUCACAGGAUGAUAAAUUAUAUUUGAAAGGAUGAAGGACAU
Messenger RNA from Toxotes jaculatrix (banded archerfish), 3891 nucleotides. RefSeq names its product sal-like protein 3. Gene Ontology annotation, biological process: regulation of transcription by RNA polymerase II. Lineage: Eukaryota; Metazoa; Chordata; Actinopteri; Toxotidae. Bases 185 to 2584 code for a protein of 799 amino acids. The transcript is spliced from 4 exons. Gene Ontology annotation, molecular function: RNA polymerase II cis-regulatory region sequence-specific DNA binding; DNA-binding transcription factor activity, RNA polymerase II-specific. The record is from RefSeq and is a predicted model, not a curated record.